Messenger RNA from Cyclospora cayetanensis, 2781 nucleotides. Its product is annotated as AF4/FMR2 family member 4. Lineage: Eukaryota; Apicomplexa; Conoidasida; Eucoccidiorida; Eimeriidae. The transcript has a single exon. The record is from RefSeq and is a predicted model, not a curated record. The annotation marks the transcript as partial.
GAGGCAGAGGACCCUUUGCUGCUGCUCUCUCUCCCCCCCCCCUCUUCCCUGUGCCGCUUUCUGGCGCUGCCGCAGCAGGGAGCUGUGGGCAGAGCCAGCAAGCAGCGCACGACUGCAGCAAAGGAUGCAACGAGUCGCGGCACCAGCCACAAGCCGCAGCCGCACGCCGUUGGACUCGGGCAUGCCGCUGCAGCCUCCGUCCCUCUGAGUCGAGUUCUUCCUUCUUUUCUGCCUGAUUUUCUGAGGCGUCAUUUCCAGCUGGAGGUGUGUCUUUCCAGGGAAAAACAAGACGUUUCCGGCGUCGUGGUUCCUCAGAACUGCAUUCAGCAUCCUACCUAUUCUGCCCGUGUCUCGAAGCUCUCCCCCCUCUCCGUGGUGCUGCUAAUCUCGCUGCUGGCGAGGCUUCGGCAGCGUCAGCAGCAGAAACAGCAUCAGCAAGUCACAGGCAGCUGUCUUCUGUACGCGCAGCGGCUGUCAGCCUCGCCCCCCCCCUCCCUGCUGCAGCAGAUGCAUACAGGAAAGCCCUUCGUGUGCUUCUGCUGCUCCCGCCGCUUUUCGAGCUCUGCCUCCAAGUUGUUGCACCUGGAGCGUCACAUGCGACGCCGCAGGCAGAAGCAGCAACAGCAGCAGCAGCAUCAAAUGGGAAGCGGAGGAGGCGUGCGGCACACCACUGCAGCCUCCAGGAUACGUUCUAUUGCGACAGCAACAGCAGCUCGUCAGCCCUGGCCUGCUGUCGCCUCGUGGAUCAGAGCAGCGAGUUGCUCCUCGCCUGAAUCAGACUCGCCAGCAACAACAGCAGCACUUGCAGCAGCUGAUGCGGAAGGUGGAGGCUUCAGUGCCGCGGGCAUGGAGUAUGGCCUACAGCAGCAAAUGGCGGCAACAGCGCAUGCUUUGAACACCCUGGCGAGGGCGGAGCUUAGACAGCACGAGGAGGUGCAAGAGGAUCAGGAGAUAGUACCGCAGGAAGAUCUUCCUGAGGGACGCUUCCAGGCGCUAAAGCGUCAUGACCGAUUUCCUUCGUGGCUGCCUCCCUCCUUAGGCUUGCACAUAGAAGCAGCAGCGGGCAUUGUGGAGGCUGCGCAGCGCGCUUCUGCAUCUGGGGGACUGUCGGGAGGGGAAGCUGAGUGCUCCAAGGCGGGAGCCUCCGCCUUAGAGCACUCAGCUUCUGCUGCGACGGCACGCGAAGGCCGUCCCACAGAGCAGCAGCAGCAGCAGCAAGCAACAGAUCUGGCCCGUGUCACAGCAGAAGCCGCUCGACAGCUGCAGCAGCACGAGACAAAGCUGUGGCAGUGGUGUCUCGCGGCAGCAGACUUUGGCGACUGCUCCCGCGAGCCGCCCCUUCCGGUGGGAAAUUCUUGGGGGGAGGAAAACUCUUCUGAAGGUUCUGACUGUGCGCAUCAUCGCAGUGUGCCUUUGGAGGCUCCCGGAGGGGCCCUCAAGAGCUUCUCCGCUUCCCCGCGUCAGUGGGCUGCUGCUCUGUCGCAGCUUGCUGCUGCCUUGCCUUGCGAGACCACAGCAGCGCUGGCGAAGGCAGCGCAUGCAAUCGCGACUGGCGAGUCUGCAGCGGCUGCGGCAGCCGCUGCCGACUCCGAGAGUCUGCUGAAUGCCUUGCGGCAGUGCGCAGUAGGAGGAGCAGCGGCAAAUGCAGCAUCCGUCUGUCCGGCUCGCGUGCUCGUGCAGGAAGCUGAGAGGAUGAAGCGCUGCUACCUGUGUGGCUGUGGGUUCCAGCUGCAGCUCGACGAGCAGCAGCAGCAGUACUAUCUUCCCGACACCAUCGGCGUGGUGCUGCAGCAGCAGCCAGAGCAGCAGCAGCUUGCCGCGGCCAUUGUUGCUGCAGUUGCGCCGGCUGUUCGCUCAGCUGUUCAGCAUACCAGCGACAGCGAGAACAUGUGCGUUGAAGGAUCGAUUGAGGGAAACAACGCCAGCAUACGUCUCAUGGAAGUCACGGCAGCGGCAGCGGCGAUUUCUUCUGCUCCUCAGUUGCGACUUGCGGCCGUCCACCCCGUCGGCGCCUUUGCGUCUAGCAGGAGCACACAGCACCAACAAGGCCCACAGCUAGACUACUACACUAAGCAGCAACAGCAGCAGCAGCAGCCAAAGUACAUGGAGUUGAGCAGCUGUAUCGGUGCUCAACCAGCGGCUUUGUCUGUCGCUUUGGACCUGGAGGGCGCUCUGUUACUUUCUCAGUCGACGGUUGCUGAGGGAAGUGCUGCCUCCGCUGUCGCUUCGGCUGGAGGCCGUGCAGCAUGUGCAGCAGAUGCUGCUGCAGCGGCGGCUUACAGAAGCCUUGUUAGCAUGGAUCUGACUGAGGGGGAUCUAGAUCCCCACCAGCAAGAAAUGGUUUCCCUUCUACGGCAGCAGUUGCCGGAGUCUAUGCAGAUUCAAAAACGCGCAGCGGCCCCCGUAAAACACGCGUCUGCAUGCACGGAUGCUUCAGCCACUGGGGCUCAGAGUGAAUUGACGCUGCAGCGAGUGCUGCCCACCGAUCUGGUGUACGUACACCGCGACUGCUACUUGCAGCACCUCCAGCAGCACAGUUCCUUCUUCCGGCUACUGAUUCUUCUGCUGUUGUUGCGUUGGUCAAACGCACCAGAGAACAAGCAUGCACUGUUGCUGGUUGGGCAGGUGCUCCUACAGCUGGUUCAAGAGCAGUGCUUCAGCAAUGCCAGCAGGAAGCGCCAGCAAAUCCUCACGUGGCCGGAGCACAUGGGGAGCUUAGAGACUCCUUCAUCGACAGCGGCAUGGCGUCCACCCGCCAUUAAGGUUCGAAAGAGAUUCUGA